Phytophthora nicotianae INRA-310 is the source of this 756-nucleotide messenger RNA. RefSeq lists its product as hypothetical. NCBI's taxonomy places the organism in Eukaryota, Oomycota, Peronosporomycetes, Peronosporales, Peronosporaceae. The transcript has a single exon. Gene Ontology annotation, biological process: transmembrane transport. Gene Ontology annotation, molecular function: transmembrane transporter activity. Gene Ontology annotation, cellular component: membrane. The coding region runs from base 1 to 756 and encodes 251 amino acids. The record is from RefSeq and is a predicted model, not a curated record.
AUGACUGGAGAUAUCGACAUCCAUUGGACGAACUUGCUGAACGCGCUCUUCUUCAAGUUCAAAGGGAUGCACAACGCCUCCGUCUUCGGUGGUGAAGUGCAGAAUCCAGCUCGUUCUUACGCACGGGCCAUUGCCAUAACGUUUCUCCUUAUUUUCGUCACUUACGUAGUUCCUAUGACCGCUGGGAUCGUGACUGACGCGCAGUCGUGGAUCAUGCUGGAUCGUAACUCGUUCCCGUUCUUCGCCUACUACGUCGGAGGGGAAUUCCUGCAAGCUUUGAUCCAGAUCGCGUCGUGCUGCGGGACUGCCGGCAUGUGUAUGGCAGCGGUGCAUGUCAUGACGUUCCUCGUCAGCGGAAUGGCUGAGAACCGCCUCGUUCCGAAGAUUUUAUCCAAGAGAGGUGCCAAGUUCCAGAGUCCAUUUAAUGCCAGCAUUCUCACUCUCGUGCUCAUGGUGGGGUUGGUAGGACUGGACUUUGACAGUAUGUUAGCCAUGACCAACGCCUGUUCCGCUGCCGUUCAAUUGGUUAUCAUCGCUGCGAUCAUCAAACUACGACGUGAGUUGCCCUACAUCCCCCGUCCUACCAAAGUUCCUGGAGGAAUACCAGUGCUGUACGUCAUCGCAGUCAUACCGACGUUCAUGUUCGGGUACAUUACCUUCUACGCUCUCAGCAGUCUCAUGUCUGCUAUUCUCAUGGUCGCGUUCUUCGUACCGGGGGUCAUUUACGCCGGUUAUCGCUUGUACCGUUCAGGUUAA